Macroventuria anomochaeta is the source of this 1214-nucleotide messenger RNA. Its product is annotated as phosphopantetheinyl transferase. The transcript has 2 exons. The record is from RefSeq and is a predicted model, not a curated record. Gene Ontology annotation, cellular component: cytosol. NCBI's taxonomy places the organism in Eukaryota, Fungi, Ascomycota, Dothideomycetes, Pleosporales, Didymellaceae. Gene Ontology annotation, molecular function: holo-[acyl-carrier-protein] synthase activity; magnesium ion binding. Bases 76 to 1134 code for a protein of 352 amino acids.
AACAGCACCGCGGCAACGUUUUCUUGUGGGAAAGAGCGCAGAACCUUGGGUUAUGGUCCGGCGCUACGACUCGACAUGACAGAUGCAGAACCAGAUGCGGGGAAGAGACGCGGUCUCACGUGCUGGCUGCUGGAUACGCGGACGUUGUGGCCAGGGGAUCGUAUCGCGGAGUCGGCUAAAGAAGCUCUCACCCUGAUCAGCCGUGAAGAAAGAGACCUCAUCCUCCGAAAAUACCAUGUCGCCGACGCAAAGAUGUCGCUCGCCUCCGCCCUCCUCAAGAGAUUAUUCGUCCACAAGACCCUAGGCAUACCAUGGAAAGAUAUCACAUUCGGCCGCAAACGCAACCCCAAGCACGGCAAACCAUGUGCGCUCCUCCCCGCCCCCCUCCACGGCCCGGCUCCCAUUGAAUUCAACGUAUCCCACCAAGCCGGGCUAGUCGCGCUCGUAGGCUGCAAGACCGAACAGCUGGAUGCCGAGCUAGGCGUCGACAUCGUGUGUGUGAACGAGCGCAACGAGGGGAGGAUGAUUGAUGAAGAAGGGUUUGAGGCGUGGGUGGAUAUGUAUGCUGAGAUCUUCAGCCACGAGGAGGCGUUUGAUAUAAAGUACAACGUCUCUCCCUUCCCACUGCUUGAUGGCACGAUGGUUACACCUGAGAUGUUGGGGCGGCAUGAUCGGUGUUGCUCGCGAGGUGAGGAGUUGUCUGUUACGUUGGCGGAUGGUGAGGAGCGGACGUUUAGCAGCGAUUUGAUGGUUGAUGCGAAGUUGAGGAGGUUUUAUACGUUUUGGUGCUAUAAGGAAGCGUAUAUUAAGCUAGACGGCGAGGCGCUGUUGGCUACGUGGAUCCCACAGUUGGAGUUCAAGCACGUUCGCACGCCCAGACCUGGUACGCCGGCGCGGUGUAGUACGCAUGGGGUGUGGGGGGAGCGGAUCAGUGAUGCCGAAGUGUGGUUUGAGCAUGCGCAUAUGAAGGAGUGUCGGGUGGAGAUCCAGGCUUUUGAAGAGAAUUUCAUGAUCGGAGUUGCAGCGAAGGGGAGAAAGUGGGAGAGUGGACACGAAGAGUUGCCAGACGUACUUGUGGAUUUCAGGGCACUGCAUCUAGAGAAGGAUGUCAUGAGGGUUGCGAGGGAGACAUAGAAAUGGAGCAUAAGGGAGUUGCAUACACACUGUCUAUUCUGAGCGUUACACAAGAGGAACCACAUGAAACCCAAGGUUCG